Bipolaris sorokiniana ND90Pr is the source of this 1011-nucleotide messenger RNA. RefSeq lists its product as uncharacterized. The transcript has a single exon. Gene Ontology annotation, molecular function: oxidoreductase activity, acting on paired donors, with incorporation or reduction of molecular oxygen; iron ion binding; monooxygenase activity. The record is from RefSeq and is a predicted model, not a curated record. Bases 56 to 982 code for a protein of 308 amino acids. NCBI's taxonomy places the organism in Eukaryota, Fungi, Ascomycota, Dothideomycetes, Pleosporales, Pleosporaceae.
CGAAGACAUCGUCCACCACCUCCGCAUCUGCACGCUCAAAAACUCCCAAAUCAUCAUGGGCGGCUCCGCCGUCGACCUCGACACAAAGGACUUCCCCCGCGUCGUCGGCGAGUACAAUUUCCUAGUCGUCUGGCGCCUGUGCCUCCCCUCCUGGCUCUUCGAAUGGCUACAAUACGCCCCGAUCUUCCCCCACGCCCGCUUCCGCGUGCAAUCCAGCGACAAGCUCUUUGACCUCGGCGAAGCCCUCUGCAAGCAAGCCGCCCAAGCCACCCCAGACACCACCGCCACUGAGACAAACGUGCACACCCUCUUCACCGACCCCACCGCAAAAUACCCCACGCAAUCCUCCUGGUCCAGCCCCGAACUCGGCGCCGAAAUGGCCGGCCAAGUGCUCGCAGCUACAGAAACCACUUCUUCAGCACUAGCUUUCAUCUACUACGAACUCGCCAAGAACCAGCAGCUGCAAAAGAUGCUGUAUAGAGAACUCAUCGCGCACGAGGGCUACGAAGACCUCGACACCCUCAAACUCCUCGACGCAUGCAUUAAAGAAGGCCUGCGCUUCCGGCCCCCCGUCGCCCUCACUGGAAGCCGUUGCAUCCCCAAAGGCGGUCUCGAAGUCCUGGGGUAUUACCUACCCGCAGGCACAGUAGUAACGACACAGAGUCUCUCCAUGAGUCGUCAGCGUCCCGAUCUAUUUCCAGAUUUCGAUGCGUAUAACCCGCUGAGAUGGAUGGAUGAGGAUGACGAGUUUAGUGCGGAGAGGAGGAAGCUAGUGGUGCCGUUUGGCGUGGGUGCGAGAAGGUGCCCCGGAGGCAAUAUGGCGACGUAUCAGAUGAGGCUUAUUCUUGUAGCGACGAUUCGGGCCUUCAAGAUUACGCUGGCGCCGGAGACAACGCCACAGGCUAUGGAACCAUUCGAGGCGAAUGGGUACAGGUCGAGGCAUGAUCGGUGUGAUUUGAUCUUUACGCCGCAUACGGUGUGAAGGUAGUGAGAUCGAAGGAAGAUGUGGGA